Messenger RNA from Nanorana parkeri, 1086 nucleotides. RefSeq lists its product as uncharacterized. The record is from RefSeq and is a predicted model, not a curated record. The coding region runs from base 1 to 1044 and encodes 347 amino acids. The transcript has 2 exons. Lineage: Eukaryota; Metazoa; Chordata; Amphibia; Anura; Dicroglossidae.
AUGCGUCAGAAAUUUGGACUCUGGAGCCUCAGAGAGCUCACCAUCGAAGGGAAGUCACUGGUACUCCACAGCGAGAUUCUCCCUGUGUUGCAGUACCUCGCCCAGGCCUGGCCCCCCCGGGUCAACACCUGCAAGGCCAUCACCAGGGCGGUGUUCCACUCCAUCUGGGGCUCCAAGAUGGACAUAGUGAAGCGGGCGGUUAUGUUCAAAGAGCCCCUCAAGGGUGGAAAGGGAGUGCCGGACAUUGCCACCAUGCUGAGGGUUUUCUUUGGUUGUAACUGCAUCCGCAGGACUUUGAUUGAAAAGACUUUGGACUCUGCCGGGAACUCCAUGUCCCGUUUUUUCCUCCUGCCUCUUUGGAGGACCCUGGGAUGGGACAAAUGGGACAGUUCGGUCCCCUACAACUGGGACACUCCUUGGUUUUACUUGGACACUUUCAAGUUCAUCAGGGAGCAUGGACUGCAUGGAGUCAAACCGGACUUGUGGAAGCCAAAGACUAUUUACAAGCUCAUGAGAGCUAAGGACACUGUUGAGAUUGUUCCAGGCCUCCCUCUAGACACUUGCAAAUUUGUCUGGAGGAGUGUUUCAUCUAAGAGACUCACCAACAGGCACAAAGAUCUGGCGUGGAUGGCUAUCCAGGGAGGGUUGCCCGUCAGGACUUUUAUGCACACCAGAAACCUGUGCAGACACAGGCAUUGUCCCUUUUGCAUCACCGAGGAAGAGACCGCUUUGCAUCUCUUCUGGCAUUGCCCUGUUGCACAGGCCCUGUUGAGGGCUCUGGAACACGAACUCAAAGACUUUGUGCCGCUGACAGCGAUUACUCACUUUGGUGUGAUGUAUGGACUGUUUUGUGGCGCUUUUACAGAAGACGAAAUCGGAGGCGCCUGGCGGGUGAUGUGUUGCUUCAAGGACGCUAUUUGGUGCGCAAGGAAGCGCCUCACCCUCCGGAGGGAGAGGAUGUCCACUGAGGACUGCCGCAGACUGAUUAUCAGUCUGCUCAGAGACUAUCACCUCAUGGACUUUAAGGAGGAAGAGGACGUCUGAGAAGAUUUCCCCUUCCCCCCCCCUCCUUUUUCCCUGAACUUU